Moneuplotes crassus is the source of this 1646-nucleotide messenger RNA. The record is from the annotation of a GenBank genome assembly. NCBI's taxonomy places the organism in Eukaryota, Ciliophora, Spirotrichea, Euplotida, Euplotidae.
UUAAAUGGGCACGGAUAAACCCAAUAUUUUGUAUUUGGUCACCUGUUCGCUGACUGCAGCGACAGGGUUUCUGAUUUCAGGAUAUUCCUUUGGGUACUAUAAUGGACUCACGGGGAUCCUGCAUAAGCAGUAUGUUAAUUAUGAUAAGGACAGGAUCUCUGAUUCAGACUUGUUCAAUUCGGUGGUGUCAGGGAUGUUACCUUUUGGAGCGAUAUUUGGGUCCCUUGCUGCUGGAGAGAUUACUAAGAGAGGAAGAAGAAUUACAUUUAUGAUUACGAGUGUGAUCUUGGUAGUUGGAACUGUUCUUACUCUGAUAUUUAAUAUGUACGCUCUGAUUUUUGGAAGAUUUAUUAUGGGGUUUGCUAUUGGGAUAUACUUUUCUGUUUGCCCAUUGUAUAUUUCAGAGAUCAGCCCUCCUUCUAUGUCUGGAAUUCUUGGAAGUCUUAAUCAAAUGAACUUUGUUUCUGGUCUAUUCUUCUCCUUUGCUCUGAUUUACAUUCUUCCCUUACCAGAUGACCCUGAAGCAAAAACCACUAGGCUGUGGAGAAUUACUUGAGGGAUUCCUAUUAUUUUUGGUAUAAUUCAGUUUUGACUUUUCUUCUUUGUGUUCAGGUACGACACUCCAGUUUUCUAUAAGCUCAAAGGAAACAUGACGAACUACGGCAAGAUCACAAGCUUGCUUACCUCUAAUGAUAAGGUGCAGAAUGACCCUGAGAACAAUGUUGAACUCUCUGAGACUAAGAGGAAGAUCAACUCUGGGUCAGACAAGGAUCAUAAAGAUGAUUCUGAAGAGAAGGAGAACAAUAUUUAUCAAGACCAUCAGUCAGAAGAGAAUGAUGGUGGUGAUGAAGAAUCAAAGGAACAACAACAGGAAUCUCCUAAAGCUUCUGCUAAAGAAGUUAAUGACUCUCAGAAUAACUUGAAGGACCAAAAAACUCAGUCUGAAAAGAAUGAGUCUGAAAAGAAUGAUAGCGUUGAUGCUAAGCCUGUGAAAAGAGAGUGGACUCCUCACUAUAAGAAAGCAUUUAUAAUUUGUUGCCUAUUGAGCUUCUUCCAUCAAGCUACUGGUGUUAACGCCAUUACUUUCUUCUCAACUGAGAUCUUCAAGGAUGGAGAUGAAGGAAAUACUGCUGAAAAGAGAGCCAGAUUAGGAACUCUCCUUCUUGGAGUGUCUGCUUUGAUAGGAACUGCAAUUGCAGUUUUCCUGUUUAAGAUUUUCUCCAGGAAAUUCUUCUUCCACGCAAGUGGUUUUGUCAUUUUAGGAUCUCAUUUCCUAUCUGGAAUAUUUUCGUUAAUAGAUUUUGAUAUUGGGAUUAUUAUAAUGACAAUGGCAUAUAUCAUGGUUUUCAACGGAGGGAUGGGCCCAGCUAUGUGGAUUUACUCUUCAGAUGUUCUUGACAACUUUGGAACAUCAGUUGUAGCCUUAAUCAAUAUGGUUUUCACAUGCUUGUUUGCCACAUUCGCAAACCUGAUGUUUGAACAUCUUACAGCUCCAGGUAUGUACUUUGGACUGGCAUUUGUCCAAGUGUUAUGAUCUCUAUUUAUAUGGAAAUUUGUGAGAGAAACUAAAGGAAAAACCAAAGAGGAAUGUGAAAAAUUAUACUGAGAUGAAUAAAAUAUGAAUAUGUUUUAAGUUUCAUUAAAUA